Oenanthe melanoleuca is the source of this 374-nucleotide messenger RNA. RefSeq names its product neuromedin S (gene NMS). NCBI's taxonomy places the organism in Eukaryota, Metazoa, Chordata, Aves, Passeriformes, Muscicapidae. The transcript has 8 exons. The coding region runs from base 9 to 374 and encodes 121 amino acids. The record is from RefSeq and is a predicted model, not a curated record.
UCCCCGCCAUGCCCUCGCCGCCGCCCGCCCUGCCCUGGCUCCUGGCCGCCUGCUGCCUCUGCGCCCUCCCGCGGGGCUCAGGGUUCCCGCAGCCCUUCUCUCGCCACCGGGACGGCGUGGAGCUGCCCCCAAACCAGCAACUGGCUCUGUGUUUCAGUCAGUGGAUGGAAAUGUCCGAUCAACCCCAGAUCUCCAGCACUGUUUUGGAUCUCUGUUAUUCCAUAUUCAACAGCAUGCAUAAAAAUGAGGAAUCGCAGACUGCUUCUGCAAAGUUUACAAAGAAGGACAGUCAUGGAACUCUGGGGCGGCCUUUCUUCCUUUUCAGGCCUCGAAAUGGAAGAACUAUUGAAGGCAGUGAAUACCGUGGAAUGUGA